Messenger RNA from Vicia villosa (hairy vetch), 414 nucleotides. RefSeq lists its product as uncharacterized. The transcript has a single exon. NCBI's taxonomy places the organism in Eukaryota, Viridiplantae, Streptophyta, Magnoliopsida, Fabales, Fabaceae. The record is from RefSeq and is a predicted model, not a curated record. Bases 1 to 414 code for a protein of 137 amino acids.
AUGGCUGGAAGAAACGAUGUUGCGAUUGUUGCUGCUUUGGAAUCCAUGGCUCAUGCUAUGGAGAAUCAGCCGAACACUGACGGGAAUGCUGGGUCUCGCAGUUUGGCGACUUUUCAGAGGGAGAAUCCCUCUAAUUUUAAAGGUAUGUAUGAUCCUGAUGGAACGUUGGCUUGGCUAAAAGAGAUAGAGAGGAUCUUCCGUGUGAUGGACUACACUCCAGCACAGAAGGUUCGUUACGGGACUCAUAUGCUGGCAGUUGAAGCUAAUGACUGGUGGUUAGAAAAUCGUCAGAGGUUGGAGAACGCUGGUGAAGAGAUCACGUGGGCUGUUUUCCGUAAGGAAUUUCUAAGGAAGUAUUAUCCUGAGGAUGUUCGGGGUAAGAAGGAAAUUGAGUUUCUUGAGCUGAAGCAAUGA